AUGUUAUUUCUACUUCUAUUAUUAGCUUUACAAACUGCCCUCGGGGCCACUAAAUAUGUCAAUGCUUUUACAAGUUUUGAUGAUUUAAAAUUCAUGACACCAAAGAGACCUUCCCAACCAUUUCAAGUAUAUUGGGAAGCUACACUUUCAUGGAGUUUAAAAAGUUCAGAAAUCCAGCCAUAUGAUACCUUCGGUUUAAUAUUACCUUGUGUAUUUAAAUUCGCAACCAAUGAAAAUACUUUAACACUAAAAGUAAACGAAGUGGAACUUGCCUUUUGCAGCUUGAUCUCUGGUGAAUUAAAGGAGACAUUUUCCAAACUUGAUUGUAUUGCAUUACCUGGUGUUACUUUGGGAAAUUCUAAAGGUGGGAUUAAACUUCCCUUUACAUUUAAUGUAGGUGGUUCAGCAUUAUCUACUGAUUUAGAAACUUCCAAAUGUUUUACGGCUGGUAAAAAUAUUAUUUCAUUUUAUGAUGGCGACAAGGAACUUUCUUAUCCAGCAUUCUUUGAAACUAUGUUUGAAUCUGGAGGGAAACAUGAUGCUGAUGAGGUUGUAUAUGGAGCAAGGUCAUUAGAAAAUAUGAAAUGGCUCCAGAAUUAUUUAUUGGCAGGAAAUUGCCCCCAGGGAUAUACCUCUGGAAAAUUGGGAUUUACUAUUCUCCAAGGAGCAAAAAUAGACUGCAAUACUAUUCAUGCAUAUAUAUCAAAUAAGUUUAAUGAUUGGUUCUUUCCAACCACUUUUGAAGAGAUGAAAAUGACAAUAAACUGUUCCGAAAAUGAAGUCCUAAUUGAAUAUCAAAAUAUCAGUCCAGGAUACCGGCCAUACCUAGAUGGUUUAAUUUCUACCAGAUUGGGCCAUGAUACCAAAAUGAAAUACGUUAACCAGUACACGUGUAACAAUGAGACUGUAAAAUCCAAUGAUGUGAUAGUGAAUUGGGCUAACUAUCAGCCAAUAUAUCCCACGAACACUGGUGGAACAUUAGUGGUGCAAGAAUUAAUUUCAAGCACCACCACCUCCGAUGGUUUAUCGACUAUUGAUUCUGAAACAUACGAAAAUGAAGACCCUAUUCCAACCGUUGCUACAAACAAUGAAUAU
Messenger RNA from Spathaspora passalidarum NRRL Y-27907, 1095 nucleotides. RefSeq lists its product as uncharacterized. The transcript has a single exon. Gene Ontology annotation, biological process: cell adhesion. Gene Ontology annotation, cellular component: fungal-type cell wall. The annotation marks the transcript as partial. NCBI's taxonomy places the organism in Eukaryota, Fungi, Ascomycota, Pichiomycetes, Serinales, Debaryomycetaceae. The record is from RefSeq and is a predicted model, not a curated record.